This is a messenger RNA of Hemiscyllium ocellatum (epaulette shark), 1578 nucleotides long. RefSeq names its product potassium voltage-gated channel, subfamily G, member 2 (gene kcng2). Lineage: Eukaryota; Metazoa; Chordata; Chondrichthyes; Orectolobiformes; Hemiscylliidae. Gene Ontology annotation, cellular component: membrane; voltage-gated potassium channel complex. The record is from RefSeq and is a predicted model, not a curated record. Bases 1 to 1578 code for a protein of 525 amino acids. Gene Ontology annotation, biological process: protein homooligomerization; potassium ion transmembrane transport. Gene Ontology annotation, molecular function: voltage-gated potassium channel activity. The transcript has 3 exons.
AUGGCUCUGCUGGCUGAGGGCAGAUUGGAUGGACAGCACAAGAUCUGCACUUGCACCACUGGGGGUGUGGAGACUCACACCAACAAAGGAAUCUUUUACCAAAAAGUCAAACUGCUUCAACCAGAUGAAGAUGUCUGCUAUGUCCCCCAACUCAAUGACAGACUUCGGUAUGCGAUCAUUAAUGUUGGAGGCAUUAAGUAUAAGAUGCCAUGGAUUAUACUUGACCAGAUCCCAUUAACACGUCUAGGCAAACUCAAAGCAUGUAGUGGUUAUGAUGAAAUCAUGGACAUCUGUGAUGACUAUGAUGUAACCCACAAUGAAUUUUUCUUUGACCGCAAUCCUUGUGCCUUCAGAACUAUCAUGACUUUCCUGACAGCUGGAAAACUAAGACUCCUCAGAGAAAUGUGUGCUCUCUCCUUUCAGGAAGAGUUGGUUUACUGGGGCAUUGAGGAUGAAAACCUGGAAUGGUGUUGUCGCCGUAAACUGUAUCAGAAAGUCGAGGAUCUAGAGGAACUGAAGAGGGAUUAUGAAGUGCUACUUACUGAAGAAUCACAGGGUGCCUUUAAUGACACGACUCGCUUGGGUCACUGCAUGAAGAACCUCAGGGACAUGGUGGAAAAUCCCGAUUCAGGGAUACCAGGAAAGCUCUUUGCUUGCCUUUCUGUUAUAUUUGUAACAAUCACUACAAUAAGUCUCUGUAUCAGUACCAUGCCUGAUCUGAGAGAAGAGGAGGAGCGGGGCGAAUGCUCCCAAAAGUGCUACAACAUCUUUGUCCUAGAAACCGUCUGUGUGGCCUGGUUUUCGUUAGAGUUCCUGCUGCGAUUUAUCCAAGCACAGAGUAAAUGCGUGUUUCUGAGGACUCCUCUGAACAUCAUCGACAUAAUGGCCCUUUUGCCUUAUUACAUCAGCCUGAUUAUAGAUGCGCUUUCAAUCGAUGGGAAGCCAAGUGGAUCUGCAAACCUGGAUUUGGAAAAGAUCGGGCUGGUCCUUCGGGUUCUGCGUGCUCUGAGGAUUUUGUAUGUGAUGAGGUUGGUUCGUCAUUCUCUUGGGCUUCAGACUCUAGGACUCACAGUCCAACGUUGCACAAGGGAAUUUGGUCUCCUUCUGCUCUUUCUCUGUGUGGCCAUGGCACUCUUCUCUCCUCUGGUAUUUUUGGCAGAGAGUGAACUGGGUGCCAAACAUGACUUCACCAGCAUCCCGAGCAGCUAUUGGUGGGCAGUGAUCUCCAUGACGACUGUGGGUUACGGAGACAUGGUCCCACGGAGUAUCCCUGGGCAGGUAGUAGCUUUGAGUAGCAUCCUGAGUGGCAUUCUCCUCAUGGCCUUCCCAGUUACCUCGAUCUUUCACACUUUCUCACGCUCGUACAUGGAACUGAAAGAUCAGCAGCAGCGCAUUUCCAACAACAAAGUCCUGCUGAAAGGGGACCCUAAAUCCCAGAACAGUGACAGCUCUCAGGAAACAGACUCCACCAUUCAUGGCAGAUCUGUGUUGUGUCUUCUGAUUGUCAUUUUACUCCCAGGUGGUUGGAAUAAUCAUAAUUCAGGCUUGGAGAGGUCACUCUUGUUGUCAUUAAUCUAA